GGGCAGAUGAGUUGUGUGAUGGCACAGGAAGCCUGUUACACACACACACACUGCUUUGCUACUCCAGGGGCCCCAUCUCAUCACACAACACAUCUCUCAGGACACACAACUCACUGCCACUGCGGAGAACGGAGGACCGAUCAAACAAGCUGAAACAUUCAGUAAGAUAGAACAAUGUUUGGAUGCUGGAUUCUUUUAUUGUCUGCAACCUCUGAGUUUUUUGUGGUGGUCCGCUCAGAGAACAACACUGGAAGUACAGCACAAAAGGAUGAUCAUGAAAUUGACUUCACUCGCCACAAUAUUUUGACUGCCCAGUUUGAAUGUUACCAGAAGAUUAUGAAAGACACCAAUCACAACAAAACAGAUGGUUCUAUGUGUAAAAGGACCUGGGAUGGAUGGCUGUGUUGGGACGAUUUAGAAGCAGGAGUCACCUCGGCCCAGCACUGUCCAGACUACUACGAUGACUUUGAUACCUCAGAAAUGGCAACAAAGAUUUGCACUGAUUCAGGCCACUGGUUUGUCCACCCAGAGAGUAACAGAACAUGGACAAAUUACACGGGCUGUAAGCAUAUGUCUAAUGAUCACAAAAGGACAGCACUUAAUCUCUACUACUUGGCUUUAAUUGGUCAUGGAUUGUCGCUGUUAUCUUUGUUUACUUCUCUAGGGAUAUUUUUCUAUUUCAAGAGCCUAAGUUGCCAAAGGAUAACUCUACACAAGAAUCUCUUCUUCUCCUUUGUACUGAACUCUGUUAUAACCAUCAUCGUUUUCACUUGUAUUGCAAACAACCAAGAAGUAACACAAGCCAACCCAGUGAGCUGUAAAGUGUUUGUUUUCAUGCACCAUUAUCUCCUGGGAUGUAACUACUUCUGGAUGUUGUGUGAGGGGAUCUACCUGCACACACUCAUUGUGGUGGCCGUCUUUGCCGAGAAACAGCACCUGAUGUGGUAUUACCUCCUAGGAUGGGGCUUUCCUAUAAUACCUGCAUUUAUUCACGCAAUAGCCAGGAGUUAUUACUACAAUGACAACUGCUGGAUAAGUUCAAACACUUCUCUGCUCUACAUUGUCCAUGGACCCAUAUGUGCAGCCCUGUUGGUUAAUCUCUUCUUCCUUUUAAACAUUGUGAGAGUGCUGAUCACCAAGCUGAAGGUGACCCACCAGGCAGAGUCCAGUCUGUACAUGAGGGCCGUUAGGGCCACCCUAAUCCUGGUACCACUGCUGGGCAUUCAGUAUUUACUGCUGCCUUAUAAACCUGAUGGACGGCUCGCCUCUGAGAUAUUUAUACACACAAUGAACAUACUGAUACAUUACCAGGGCCUCUUGGUUGCCACAAUAUUUUGUUUCUUCAAUAGCGAGGUGCAGGGUGUGUUGCGAAGGCACUGGAACCAGUAUCGCAUCCAAUUUGGCAGUACAUUUGCUAACACAGAGGCCCUGCGUUCUGCGUCCUACACGGCCUCCUCGAUGACAGAGGUCCAUCGAUGUUACAGCAUUGACAGCCACAUGGAGACACUAAACGGCAAAAGUUUUCACAGUCUUGAGACCACCAUUCUCCGAUCAGACAGUCUAUACAUGUGAGAGACUUUGACUCUUGAAAACCUGGGACAGCAGCCUCACUGGGAAGACCACUGACCAUAUAUAUACUGGAUGUGAAGUGCUCUACUAGACAUACAUAUGGACACUUUGGACUACAGACUCCAAGAAGUCUUAUCUCAAUACCUGGCCAUUAUAUUCUCCUCUUUUUGGAUGGAAUUAGCAGUUUUUAACUGGAGAAAUUAAUGCAAGCAUUUUCCAUGAUGAUCAGGUGGAACGCUAUGGAGAGCAUCGUCAGACUUUUUGAUUUGUUUUAUUGAAUGGACCUGAAGAGGGUGUGAACUGAGGAUCACAUCUUAAGAGUUGACAUGAAGCUUUAUUCUUUAUGACAUUCAAACUGAUUCUGUUUGAGCUGCUCACUGUUGCCUUUCUGCAUUGGUUGAUGGUUUCCAUACCUCUAAACAAAGGGGCUUCUGGCUUGAACAAGGAUGAAGAAGGCACCACAGAAACAGAAAAUCCACAUCUGUGGAUCUAUGGAUUAUGCUCAAAGAGUCUGUAAUGAAAUAAAGGAAUAUACAAUGGAUGACACAACGUUGCGAUUCCAGAAGAAAUUGCUGACCUUGUCUGUCCUGCACUUAAUGAAAGGUCAUCUUAUUAUGUGAUUCAUUUUAUGUGAAAAUUUAAACCAAACACAGUGAUUUUGACAAUAUAUUCAAUGUAUGCUAAAUGUUUUAUUGUCUCUAAGGAGUACUGGGCUUUUAUAUGUGUGUGUGUGUGUGUGUGUGUGUGUGUGUGUGUGUGUGUGUGUGUGUGUGUGUGUGUGUGUGUGUGUGUGUGUGUGUGUGUGUGUGUACGUGUAUAUAUAUAUAUAUAUAUAUAUAUGUA
This is a messenger RNA of Xyrauchen texanus (razorback sucker), 2412 nucleotides long. Its product is annotated as calcitonin gene-related peptide type 1 receptor-like. The transcript is spliced from 13 exons. NCBI's taxonomy places the organism in Eukaryota, Metazoa, Chordata, Actinopteri, Cypriniformes, Catostomidae. Bases 175 to 1572 code for a protein of 465 amino acids. Gene Ontology annotation, cellular component: plasma membrane. Gene Ontology annotation, molecular function: calcitonin gene-related peptide receptor activity; calcitonin receptor activity; adrenomedullin receptor activity. The record is from RefSeq and is a predicted model, not a curated record. Gene Ontology annotation, biological process: cell surface receptor signaling pathway; angiogenesis; adenylate cyclase-activating G protein-coupled receptor signaling pathway.